Aspergillus caelatus is the source of this 2418-nucleotide messenger RNA. Its product is annotated as adenosine deaminase family protein. Gene Ontology annotation, biological process: adenosine catabolic process; inosine biosynthetic process. Bases 121 to 1857 code for a protein of 578 amino acids. The transcript has 5 exons. NCBI's taxonomy places the organism in Eukaryota, Fungi, Ascomycota, Eurotiomycetes, Eurotiales, Aspergillaceae. The record is from RefSeq and is a predicted model, not a curated record. Gene Ontology annotation, molecular function: adenosine deaminase activity.
CGUGACUCCGAUGAGGUCUGUCGGACAACGUAUAUAUAGCUUGAUAAAGCCCUCACUCAUGCCAGCCUUCCGUGUGCAAAUCCACGGCCGCUUCCACCACGCCAGUGGUACUCGCCCAUCAUGAAGUUCCUCGUCACGAUAGUGACCCUCCUCUUCUCUUUGGUCUCUGCGCAGACUGUGCCUGAUGUCAGCAGCCUUGCUGUACAAAAGCAUCUCCGCUCCCGAUCUGCAUUGAUCGCGUUCGAGAAGAGGCAGCGACAAGAUCACUUUUUCCGUCAAAAUCUCUCCUCUGUAGCCCAAAAAGCGGACGCCAUCGUGGCAGCUAUUCGCCAGGAGGAAAUCGACGAGUACUGGAGAGUCCCUGGAACCCCGGAGAAGAAUGAUACCGAUGAAAGGUUCGCCGGUGAGGUCUUCCCGAAAGCCCGGCCGUUGAUCAAUGGAACCAAGCUCUGGGACGUGGUCAAGCACAUGCCAAAGGGUGCUCUUUUACAUGCGCAUUUGCCGGCCAUGCUUCCCUAUGAUACCAUUCUGGAGACCAUCCUUCACACGGAGGGUAUGGUCAUCUCCGCCUCUCAGGAUUUAUCCACCGAGGAUAACCGCAAGAAUGCCUCCAUCUCGUUUGCCCAUGUCAACCAUACCCUCCCGACCAAUGUAUCGUCGGUCCAUUCUAAGGAUUAUAUCCCUAACACGCAAAUUCCCGUGACUGUGGCUGCCAAAACUUUCCCGGGUGGUGAACAGGGAUUCAUCGACUUCGUCAAUACCAAAGUGACCAUCUCCCCUGAGCUGUCUGUACGUCACGAAUUGGGAGUCGAUGAGAUCUGGCGUGUCUUCCAGGCCGCCUUUGGUCCCGCAGACACCAUGCUGUCGUACGAGCCCAUUGUCCGGACGUUCUACAAGAAGCUCUUUUCGCGCCUGGCCGAAGACCACAUCAACUGGGUAGAAAUUCGUGCUGGAGGGUCGAGCGGCAAGCUGGUCCAUGAGGGCCAGGAGGACCCUGAUCCGGAUCUGGACAUUUGGUGGAACGUUCUGCUGGAGGAGCUGGAGAAGUUUCAGAAAACUCCGGAGGGCGCACACUUCUGGGGAGCGAGGGUCAUCUGGUCUGACAGCCGAGGCAAGAACCGUGCCUCGCUGACCAAGAGCAUGAAAAUUGCUCUUGAGCGGAAGCGCAGACACCCUCAGCUCUUUUCAGGCUACGAUGUUGUGGCUCAGGAAGACUUAGGCCGUCCGCUCGCCGAUAUGGCACCCGAAUUGAUCUGGUUCCAGCAACAGGCCGAGGAGUCGAACCUCACUAUCCCUUUCUUUUUCCAUGCGGGUGAGACCCUCGGCGAUGGAAAUUCGACCGACCUCAACUUGUUCGAUGCGGUUCUGUUCGGCACACGCCGUAUCGGACACGGGUUCUCCCUGUACAAGCACCCGAGGCUGAUUGAUGAGGUGAUCGAGAACGGGAUCAUGGUUGAAGUUUGCCCUAUCUCGAAUGAAGUCCUGCGUCUAGCCACCGAUGCCCUUCACCAUCCCCUCCCGGCAAUGAUUGCCCACGGUAUUCCGACAGCCAUCAGCAACGACGAUCCGGCGAUCCUUGGUCAGAACGCAGCUGGUCUGAGCUACGACUUCUAUCAGACAAUUCAAGCCUUCGAUAAUAUUGGUCUUGCUGGCCUGGGAGCGCUCGCGCAGAACAGUAUCCGAUGGAGCAACUUUGAAGAUCAGAACGACGUUGAGUGGGUUCGUGAUAUUGACUUGGGUGAGAAUGGCGACGGCAUUAAGGCCCAGCGCUUGCAGGAGUGGAAGGAGAAGUGGGAGGCCUUCUGUGAGUGGGUUGUGAAGGAGUAUGGGGACCGUUACGCCACGGAGGAAAUCUGAUGCCUGUAAUUGGGCCAGUGAAUGCUAGACUGAUAUCUCAUCUUUCCAUGGCAUUGCCUUAUAUUAGCUAUUUCACACCAAAUGUAAGGAAGUCGAACUUGGUUAUGGUCUAUGGUAGAUUACAGAAUAAGCUCACAGUGAUCGAAGAGCGACCUGAGCCAACUCUGAUGCAGAUGCUUGAGUACUUACGACUGGGUCGACCAUCAGUCAUCAAAAUACCUGUCACCGCAUGUCAUUGAUCCAUUAUUGCCUGUUGGCAGUAUUCCCGUGUAGUAUAACCAAGUUCCCCGUGUCCCAUCACCUUUUGCAACGCAGAGUUCAGCGAGGGUAUGUUCUCAGCUUAGGGCACCAAUUUCCAAAAUGAGCCCAACGACGUGCAUCCUGCCCUGACAUAUGCAUCAUCUGUUCUGCACAGGCGAGGGCUGCUUCGAAGUCAAGACUAUUGGUCGUUUUGUGGUUAUAUUGUACUGUACAGUAAUUCGGCCAUAGAAGCACUGUUUCCGUCUGUUCUCUCUGAAUCGCCCUCAAUGCUGUUUUCCCCUAGAGAGGGCUCGAUAUUCU